Rhea pennata is the source of this 5227-nucleotide messenger RNA. RefSeq names its product inflammation and lipid regulator with UBA-like and NBR1-like domains (gene ILRUN). Gene Ontology annotation, cellular component: phagophore assembly site. The transcript has 6 exons. The record is from RefSeq and is a predicted model, not a curated record. Gene Ontology annotation, biological process: macroautophagy. Lineage: Eukaryota; Metazoa; Chordata; Aves; Rheiformes; Rheidae. Gene Ontology annotation, molecular function: ubiquitin binding. Bases 150 to 953 code for a protein of 267 amino acids.
ACAGCAGGACGGGACCGAGGAGGCUCCGAGUCCCGACGCGGGCCGGGGCACGGUGCUUUGCCUCCUCCGGCCCCCGGGGACAAAGGGCUGCGGGCUGUUAAAAAGUGACUAAUGGAGAGCGAAGGAGGGGGGGUCGGGGGAGGCAGGUGAUGCAGCGGACCGAGGAGCUCCUGAAGGGCGCUUUCUCUGCAGGGCGGGAGGAGAAACCGCGCUGGAAUCUACAAGCAGCCAUUGGAGCCUACUAUGAUUUUGAGAGCCCAAAUAUCAAUGUUCCCUCCAUGUCCUUUGUUGAAGAUGUCACCAUAGGAGAAGGAGAGUCCAUCCCUCCUGACACCCAGUUUACAAAAACAUGGAGGAUACAAAACACAGGGACAGAGGCGUGGCCCCCAGGCGUUUGUCUGAAGUAUGUGGGGGGAGACCAGUUCGGCCAUGUAAACAUGGUGAUGGUCAGGUCCCUGGAGCCCCAGGAAAUUGCAGAUGUCAGUGUUCAGAUGUGCAGCCCCAGCACAGCAGGAAUGUAUCAGGGACAGUGGCGCAUGUGCACUGCCACAGGACUCUAUUACGGAGAUGUCAUCUGGGUGAUCCUGAGCGUGGAGGUUGGAGGACUUCUAGGAGUAACACAGCAGCUGUCGUCCUUUGAAACAGAGUUCAACACACAACCGCAUCGCAAGGUAGAAGGAAACUUUAACCCAUUCGCCUCUCCACAGAAGAACAGGCAACCAGAUGAAAACAACCUAAAAGACCCUGGGGGUUCCGAGCUAGGCACAAUCAGCAAAAACACAUGGGGGCCUGCUCCUGACCAAAUUGAACAAGAUCAGAAUGGACUGUCACAAAACUCUGUAAAUCUCUCCCCCAGCAGUCACUCGAACAACUUGUCGGUAGUGACAUACAGUAAGAACUUACAGAAAAGAGUUCCUGUUGAUUUGAGACCUGUUACUAGAUCUGGCAUUUAGUUCCCUCACCUGAGAAUGUAAAGAAGGGAAAAUGGAUUGUGUAGGUUUCCAUGGUCCUUAUCCCUUCGGACAGUCUUAAAACACAAAAGCAAAAACGGGUAUCGACAAGAGGAGAAUAUAACAAAGAACUGACUUAUGGGGGAAGAGAGGGGGAUUCAUGUGGCAGACAGACACAACGUGGAGUCCCCUUCUCUGCCUCCGUGUCCUGGAUAAAGAAGAAAACAAAACAAAAAUCCAAUAACUUAAGACUAGCUGUUUCCAGAGGAAAAUACAAAAUCUAAGUAUGCAUGUGUGAAUGCUGAAUUUCAGGAGUGUUUAAUGCUAUGAGAAAGAAAAUAUACCAACACCAUGGGUUUUUUUUUUUUAGAAGUCAUUCUCUCACGUAAUUAGGUAGCUUGAAAAGUUUAAAAAAAAUUAAAACAAAAAAGCCAUCUUUGGAAAAAAAAAAAAAAAAAGUAUGUUGCCUACAGAGCGGUUGUAGUUUGAGCAAAUGUUUAAUUUUGUUUGUUUCCUGUUCAUAUUUUUUUUAAAUAAGGGACAGCGUGCAUUUUUAUGGAACUGUCGUGUUUUGUUUGCUAUUGAACGGGAAUUUGCUUAGCAUCUUCUGGGGUUUGUGCAGUGACUUAUUUUUGUUGGACAUUUUUAAUGAGAGUGGGUCUUCACCCAGCUCUGUGUUUUAAUAGCACCUGCUGGUUUUAGUUACCAACUUUUUAAUCUUAUUCUUCUGUUUUUUUCCUUUUUGGUUUGGGUGUUGCUGUUAGUUGUCCUGCAUGUCACUGGAAACGGUGCUGAAACAAGGUCUCAGUAUCACAGUUGGAGAGAAGAUCUGGGACUGGGUUGAGGUAGCAUGGAGGGCUCAUUUCCCUUCCCCUUGUACAUGAAGUACUCGUAAAUAGGCACCCAUGUUAACAAAGAGAUUUAUUAAAGUUCCAGAGUUGUCCUAUGUGGCUAGCAUUUUAAAAUACCUUUCUGUUAACUCUUGAUGUACAGUAGCUGUGCUUAGAACAACCAAGCAAGCGUAUCAGUCUCGUGCCAAGAGGAAACUAUCUUUCUGUAAGCAUAAUUCAUUUUGACAGUAGUUGUAAAGCUUUACAAAAGUCAUGUCCUUUUAGUUUUGAAUCUUCCAUUGCUGUCUCUUAUGCAGAAUAAGUUUCAAUUCAUUUCUCUUGUGAUAAAGUAUUAGCUUAGCAAACAGAGGCUAAUUCAUUGCGCUUUUGAAUGUAGAGCAAGAGGUAGCAUCAUCAGCUGGAUUCCACUGUAUCGCCUUGUAUUCAUUCGCCUUCAUCUUACUGGCUUGUAGCUUUUUUGAGGCUCUCACCUUCUAAAUGGGCUUUCCAGGUCUUGCUUUUCAGAGGAUGAAUCGUUCCUCAGACACGGGUUGUUCUGCUGUUCCUCCAGUGUGUGUCCAUGGAAUUAUAGAUUGGGAAGUCCUGUGUGAGGAGGGGGAGAAGAGCUUUGAGGACUACAAUGGAUUUCUAAAGCACUGUAUCUGAAGUGCUGAAAGGGGGCAAGGUGAGGGGGCACUGUCUCUUCCUGAAACUUGAACAAGGCCAGGACAGCCAUCUGCCAAAGAUACAAUAAUAUGCAAAGCCCCUGCUACCUCCUUCCAGAUCUUUCCAGUGAGGUCUCCUUUCUCCUUUUUGAGAGCAGGGCAUGGGCCUACUGUGUGGUACGUGGCUUCAGGCUGAUUAUUCCUGAGCGGUUGUUUUUCCUUGCUUAGUUUUGAAUUCAUUCUCACUGUAGCUGCUGAGGACUCUUGUCUUAUUAGUGCAUACAGUUGGAUCUUUUAAAAGGACAGUGAGAGUUCCUUAUUUCUAAUAGAGGGAAAAAAUGGACCUUUGGGAAAACACUAAGACAUUGUAGCUCCAGGCAGACUAACUGGUUACUGUUAAUUCCAUGGAAACAGCUGAUGGAUUCUGUUUGUAUUUCAGAGGUUUGGUUGCUAAAGGUCACCGUAUUAUCUGAAGUCUCCCUUCAGACAUUUUCACAGGGAGAAACAAGUAAAAUGUAAGAAGUUAUCUGCAUGAGAAAAUUGGACUGCUUGCCAUUCGCACAUGUGUUUUGGCAAGCAAACCUGUGUCUAUCAUGGCAGUUUGCUAGAACUGGGUGAGCUGGUACAGAUGCAGAUUGAACUACUCUGAAAUGUAAAUGUGGAAGGUGGUGCUGCGCUGGCUAGUGCAGCUGUGGCGUUUGGUUCUUGUCCUGUAACAAUCUUUUUGUCCUGGAUAAGCUGUCUUCUCUCAGUAGCUGAAUCUAGGGAAUGACUUGCAUCACUGUAGCAUAGCAUGGGCAAAUGGGUUAAUUAUCUGCUCCCUCAUUUUUGAGCAGCUGGCUACUGUGACAAGCUCUAAAGGCAUGAAAACAUUCCUGACCAUCACAACUCCUAUAAUACUGCUACUUCCCUUCUGAAAGCAUUUAAAACACUGGAGACUGCUGUUUGUCCAAAUGAUGAGGUGAUUCUUCGUCUUUGUUAGCUCUUUUUAGCAACUGUGUAAAGUGUGUGUGGGGGGGGAAUUUCUGAGUUUGCAUACUAUAGCUGGUGCUGCAAUCUUUCGCCUUGUGUCAGCUGAAGCAGCUGAGAGACCCUUGAACUCAGAUACUCCUACUCUACCUUUUUUUCUGCUCCCAGGCAUGUAUGCUCCUCUCUUAUAUAAUGACUGCUACUUUGUGUUCCUGUGCUCCUACUACCAAGACUGAAUUUUCCUUUUCUUGAAAGAAGCUUGCAUGCACCCCAAGUUGUGUGCUUUCCCACUCAGAAGGCAUGCUUGUUCUGUGCAGAUUUGAAUUCACUCUCAAGUGUUUUCACUCUGUGGUGUCCUUUUGACACGGGUCACUUAUUCUGAGGUGUGAAGAAAGGCAGGGCCACAUCCGAGUUGCUGCUUAAAUCUGCAGCCGCUUGCUACUCACAGCUGUUCGCCAGGUAGUUGAGUGCAAGCACUCUUGUCUGUGGGAAUGACUGCCCUGCAGAUGAUUACAAAGUGCUCUGAAUGCUUUGAGGGUUGGGGUUACAAUCCCUGCUGUGACAGUGGAAGAAUGUUUAAAUUAGUGGUUACCCUCCUCUCUGCGUUUUUUGCUCUUGUAAAAACUGUUUCACAGAGGCCAAAGGUGGUUUUGUCUCUCCUGGUUUCUUGGAGCUUAGCGGUGCAGCCAGACCCAAAUUGCUCCUGCUGUCUGGUUUCCAACUUUUAAGAAGGGGGAUUUGAGCUAUAUGCAGAAAAGCUCUUCACAGAUGACUUCAGGGCCCUAUGAUUGCAUUGAUUUCUAUAGGACUGAUGCCUUGAGACUCGUGGAGUCUAACAUGGAGUACCUGAAGCAUGGCCUGAUUUUUCAGAAGUGCUGAAUGCCAAAUCUUUUGAGCAUAAGGCUUUGGGUGUGCAGCAGCUCAGGUAACUCAGUCCAGGUGAGUUAAGCACAUUGAACUCUCAGGCCUGUUGGAUAUGUGAGAAAAUCAUGACUGGGUUGGGACUGGUGAAGCAGUAGAAGAGGACAUGUUUCCCAAGUGAGGCUGGUGCUCCUGACUUGGGGAGGGAUGGGGCUGGUACCCAUUGGUAGAGGGGAUGUAGUCACAGGCUGCAGCUGGCUUCAGUCUCUUAAUAAUGCCAUCUGUCCUGAAGUCUUGAGAAGAAGGAGAGAUAGUGAGAUCUUCCUUUCCCUCUCCCUCUUAAAAAAGGAGAAAGAGCUCAUGCAGUACGCUUCUGAUGGUCUCUCAAAUAGAUCCUUGCGUCAAGCCUGAGCCGUUUAGGAUUUGGAGCUGUGUUAGCUAAGACGAUAUGAUCAGUGGUUGUCUGGCCACCCUGUCUCAGCCUAGGCAAGUUGGAGCAUGACAUACCUAGGACUAGCCCCAAACUGGCAAUGCCACACUAGGAGGAAGGAGGGCUGGAACCUGCUGCCCACAGCUCAGGAGAGUUGUAUCCAAACCCCUUGAGGGUUUGGAAGAUGCAGCCCUCCACAGAGGGGCAAGGGUGUGUAGUCUGAGAGCACAUGGGCAUGAGAGUAGCUGGAGUCUGCAGGAUUAGGAAAUGCACGCUGUCCCACGUCUGGGUUUCUGUUGUGUGUUUAUUUUUUUUUUUCUUGUAUGAGUGAGUGGGUGGUUCUGCAGCCUGUCUAUUCUCUCUGGGGGGAGUGCAUGUGUAGAACAGGAUGGUGUGUUGCCUCAUUGAGUCUGGGAGAAGUCCUAUGAUAGCACAUUGGGGAGUAAAAAAUAAAUAAAAGGAAGCUUUUUCCGUAAUGUAUAAAUGAAUAUUUGUAUGAUUAAAUUAACACAGAAAAACGUU